CGAUAAAAAUCAUAAGUAUUCACUGAUAUAUAUAGUUUGAUUGAAAAUACAUGUUGUCUGCAGCCUGCACUCUGCACUCUGCAGCAGUCGGCUGACUCUGUUCUCUCUUGUGUUUUGACUUUUGUACCACGAACAGUAUUUAUAAUCGACAGAAUAGUCUUGAAAAUAUGCGCAGGGACACGGCACAUAGCCUCCUAAAAUAAUUACAGCGACCUUUAUAUUUUUUUGUCGUUCUGUUUUUAAAAUAUAGGCUGUUGAACUAUUUCAAAGCACAACAGCUAAAGUGAUCAAUAACACGGAACUUCGUAAAGUGAUUGCUUGCACACCUGGGUAAAUAGAGGGGUAUUACUUCACAAUCACUAUAAAAGAGAACGGCUUUCAAUCCACACAGAACGGUUUAAAAGCAAGUUCUCAUACGACCCUCAUUCAUCUGCGUGCCCCAAUAUGGCACAACUCAUCUCGAAGGUGUCAGUCAGCCGAACGUUAGACACAUUUAACAAACAGAGAAGUCUGGAUGUACCCGUAUCACUGACGUCUCUUGGGUCACCUGGCUCAUUCAGCUUUGAUGAGUUACAGUUUUGUUCUACAUGUCUGGGUCUCGAUAUGGUUAACGAUGCGGCUUCAGCACCUAAUCGCGUGACAGAAGUGAAACGAAUCGAAUACAUUAUGAAGACCGAUGUAAUGGACGUAGUAAAGAGCACAGAAGCACCUUUAUGGGUUUCCAUUGAAAGAUCGCGACCCAGUUUAUCAACCAACGAGAGUUAUCAAAAUUAUAUAAGUGGAAGUCGAAGUGAGGAUGUAUUUAGUCAAACUUCAACGGUGAAAAGAAGCGGUACAAAGAGGCUUAAGCAGAUUUUUUCUGCUAGUUUGACAAGCAAACACAGUAAGGGCAAGUAACUGGAGAGAUAACGGCACUUGAACGCUUGACGGAUGUUUUGGUGUUUUACGUGAACCAGAGUUGAACAUGGGCAGGGAUUUUUUUCCGAAGAGAACGAAAGAUUUGCGUGCUUUCCAGUCGCAAUUUAGAGUUGCGCUCGCGUACAAAGAACUGUACAGCGCAAUUUCCCCCCCCAAAUGGAAUGAAUUGCUUGUGUGCUUUCCAGUCGCAAUCACGAGUUAUGCUCGCGUGCAAGGGACUGUUCAGCGCAUGUACAAUCAAGUUCAAAAUGCCGUUAGUCUUAUCGUCGAAUGGAGGUUCAUAUCAGCUACACUGAGAUUCGUGCAUUCUGCGGAUGACCAUUAACAACUGCUUAACAGUAAUAGGGAUCUGUUAGAUGGCAUGGUAGUCAGAGUGAAGUUAACUAGUGUAGACUGACUAUGUGGAUUACUCAGUUCAAACAACAAGUACAUCAAUAUCUACGGACCUCGCCAUUAUCGACCUGAUAUCUGGGGCUGCUCAGUUUCGCAAUUUUAGAUAGCCCUCGAUUUGAGUGAAGCGUGUCAAAAACCUCAUGGAUGACCCAAUUGUAUCAUCGUCAUUGGAUGUGUUAGCUUGAAUUUCAACAAGCAUUACCAUCGUAAAGAUUGUAUUAUCAUACCAAGCAUGGCUUAAAUUACAUUUUUAAUAAAUUGUUGUAAGGAAUAACA
Sphaeroforma arctica JP610 is the source of this 1587-nucleotide messenger RNA. RefSeq lists its product as hypothetical. The transcript has a single exon. The coding region runs from base 445 to 897 and encodes 150 amino acids. The record is from RefSeq and is a predicted model, not a curated record. NCBI's taxonomy places the organism in Eukaryota, Ichthyosporea, Ichthyophonida.